UUCAAACAGUUGAGCAUUGACUUGAACCACAGUACACAGUAUGUGCAGGGACUGGCCUUGUGCACCCUGGGCUGCAUGGGCUCAUCCGAAAUGUGCCGUGACUUAGCUGGAGAAGUGGAGAAACUCCUCAAAACGUCAAACUCCUAUCUGAGGAAAAAGGCAGCUCUGUGUGCAGUUCACGUCAUCCGCAAAGUCCCGGAGCUGAUGGAGAUGUUCCUGCCAGCAACAAAAAACCUGCUCGGCGAGAAAAAUCAUGGAGUUCUCCACACGUCUGUUGUUCUGCUCACUGAAAUGUGUGAGCGAAGUCCUGACAUGCUCUCUCACUUCAGGAAGCUGCAGGUGUGGUUAUCUCACUGGGAGAUGAAUACGGGUUCUUCCUCUCGGUGUAUCUGCUUCUACUUUUCCCACCCCCAGCCUGAUCUACUGUGCCAGCACGCCCACCUCUCAUGCUCAUAACCGUAACAUUAUGUUAAGCUCUUCUCUGAAAGUGACUUUUUUUCCAAUUCCCCCCUAACAUCUACUUCAUAUUUUUUCUGUCAUUUGUCUUUGUUACAAUUCCUGCAUUGUGUUAGAAUGAGAAGGUAAGA
This is a messenger RNA of Sinocyclocheilus grahami, 587 nucleotides long. RefSeq names its product AP-1 complex subunit gamma-1-like. Lineage: Eukaryota; Metazoa; Chordata; Actinopteri; Cypriniformes; Cyprinidae. The transcript has 5 exons. The record is from RefSeq and is a predicted model, not a curated record. Gene Ontology annotation, biological process: intracellular protein transport; vesicle-mediated transport. Gene Ontology annotation, cellular component: membrane coat. The coding region runs from base 76 to 456 and encodes 126 amino acids.